AUGAUAAAGUCACCAUCUGACAAACAUCUGGAAGGUUUGUGCUUUGACCUUCAGAGGUUCUCAAGGUCCAGGAAGGUGGAAGAGGAUGAAUAUGAAGAUUCAUCAUCAAACCAAAAGUGGGUCUUGGCUCCAAAAUCCCAAGACACUGAUGUGACUCUUAUCCUCAACAAGUUGUUAAGAGAAUAUGAUAAAAAGCUGAGGCCGGAUAUUGGAAUAAAACCAACUGUGAUUGAUGUGGACAUCUAUGUUAACAGCAUUGGUCCUGUGUCAUCAAUAAACAUGGAAUACCAAAUUGAUAUAUUUUUUGCUCAGACCUGGACAGACAGUCGCCUUCGAUUCAAUAGUACAAUGAAAAUACUCACUCUGAAUAGCAACAUGGUGGGAUUAAUAUGGAUUCCAGAUACAAUCUUCCGCAAUUCUAAAACUGCAGAGGCUCACUGGAUCACCACCCCCAAUCAGCUCCUCAGAAUUUGGAAUGAUGGGAAAAUCCUCUAUACUUUAAGGCUCACCAUAAAUGCAGAGUGCCAGCUACAGCUGCACAACUUCCCCAUGGAUGAGCAUUCCUGCCCACUGAUUUUCUCCAGCUAUGGCUAUCCCAAAGAAGAAAUGAUUUACAGAUGGAGAAAAAAUUCAGUUGAGGCAGCUGAUCAGAAAUCCUGGCGGCUUUAUCAGUUUGACUUUAUGGGCCUCAGAAACACUUCAGAAAUUGUAACAACAUCUGCAGGUGAUUAUGUUGUUAUGACUAUAUAUUUCGAAUUGAGUAGAAGAAUGGGAUACUUCACUAUUCAAACAUACAUUCCCUGUAUACUGACUGUGGUUUUAUCCUGGGUGUCAUUUUGGAUCAAAAAAGAUGCUACACCAGCAAGAACAGCAUUAGGCAUCACCACAGUCCUGACCAUGACCACACUCAGCACCAUUGCCAGGAAUUCCUUGCCCCGUGUGUCCUAUGUGACAGCCAUGGACCUCUUUGUGACUGUUUGCUUCUUAUUUGUCUUUGCUGCUCUGAUGGAGUACGCCACCCUCAACUAUUAUUCAAGUUGUAGAAAACCAACUACCACUAAGAAGAAAACAUCGUUAUUGAAUCCAGAUUCCUCAAGAUGGAUUCAUGAGCGAAUAAGCCUUCAAGCCCCUUCCAACUAUUCUCUCCUUGACAUGAGGCCACCACCACCUGCAAUGAUCACUUUAAACAAUUCUGUGUACUGGCAGGAAUUUGAAGAUACCUGUGUCUAUGAGUGUCUGGAUGGCAAAGACUGUCAGAGCUUCUUCUGCUGUUAUGAAGAAUGCAAAGCUGGAUCUUGGAGAAAGGGGCGUAUUCACAUAGACAUCUUGGAGCUGGACUCAUAUUCUCGGGUCUUUUUCCCUACAUCAUUCCUGCUCUUCAACUUGGUCUAUUGGGUUGGAUACCUGUAUCUCUAAAUGUUGCUGUGGUGAUGAGGAAAGAGCACUAUGUUUUACUCUUUACUCUCGCCCUCCCUAGACUAGUGGUGACAAACUGGAGUAGGAAGGAAAACACUGCUCAGUUUAUCUGAAGUUAUACAUUACCUUUGAGCGGUGCAAGAGUACACGGCAACAAUUUCUAUUAUGUAUUUCACACUCACACACAAGCAGGCACGCACACGUUAAUUGAGUUCUAAAGUGAUAUUCUUGCUAAUCCCUUAUUGAAUCUGUACCUUGGUGAUGUUUAUGACUGGUUUUUGGAUAUUGGAAACAGUUGCCAAUUGUCAUUGCAAGGAAAUCUAUAAAACAUGCAAGCAAAUAUCUGAGAAGCUCUCUUAGGUAAGACCCCUUUUAUAUCUUGCCUAACCAACUUUUAGGAGCACCAGUGCCCACGUGUAUGGAGUCACUGUUUGCUGGGAUACACUCGUGCUAACCCCAGCCCCGUGUUCCUGGGCAGUCUGAGUUCAAGUAUGAACUGCAGUGAGUUUUGACCCGAGUUCCUCUCUCUGUGGCCUAUUUUACUCUGGCACUAUCAUUGUUAGCUAGCAUUUCUUUAGUAAUCUCACCCUAGGUUUGGGAAAGGUGUACAUGCAUCAUCCAACAAGUUUCCAGUUGAGAAAAAAAUAUUAUUUGCAAAAUUCUCAUGUUGCUGAAGUCAAUGAUACUGAUUAUCUCUGAACAUCAGAAGGUUAUUACUUUAUUCCAAACUACUAAAGUCAGCAGUAUUUUAAAUUUGCAUUCUUGGAUUAGUUCAGUUGGAGUUCAACGUUUUACCUUAAGAGUUGUGUUUUACUAGACCAAAACACAACCCCAGAAUGCGGGUCUUGUGUAAGUUAUACUCUUACAGGUUCAGUGAUUAUCUUCAUUUUGCAAAGACAAGUGUACAGCACUCAUAAGCCUUUGUCUUGAAAACGUUUCCCAAAAUGUGAAAGAAACAUAUAUGGAAUUUAAAAUUUUCUUAGUGAAUAUUAACUUUCAAGUCAAAUCAACUUUAGAUGCAAAA
Messenger RNA from Suricata suricatta (meerkat), 2440 nucleotides. RefSeq names its product gamma-aminobutyric acid type A receptor gamma3 subunit (gene GABRG3). The record is from RefSeq and is a predicted model, not a curated record. The transcript has 10 exons. The coding region runs from base 1 to 1416 and encodes 471 amino acids. Gene Ontology annotation, biological process: monoatomic ion transmembrane transport; regulation of postsynaptic membrane potential; chloride transport. Gene Ontology annotation, cellular component: dendrite membrane; synapse; neuron projection. Lineage: Eukaryota; Metazoa; Chordata; Mammalia; Carnivora; Herpestidae. Gene Ontology annotation, molecular function: transmitter-gated monoatomic ion channel activity involved in regulation of postsynaptic membrane potential; inhibitory extracellular ligand-gated monoatomic ion channel activity; benzodiazepine receptor activity.